CCCUGAGCCACAGUUGUUGGUUGUACUGUGUUUUAGCCACAGCACUCGUAUCCCGUACGGUACUGUGUUCCUGCCCUAAACUGCCGGACAUGACCGCCCCUCCCCUCCACCUUCCAAUUCCAGCCGCCCCACGCCACCGAUCUCCCAUACGCCGAUCGUGGCUGCACCCAUCUCAAUCUCACCUCCAUCUUCCCCCUCAUUCGUCCCAACGCCGCGUCGAGCUGGGGUAGUAUAGCGCGCCACCAAGAUCACGAGGGCUAGCUCAACCCUGACCUCACUCCACUCAGAAAAACGAACAACCACAACCACUGGCAGAUACCGGUCUUGGCCUCGACGACUAGACUCUUGGACAGACACGAACGCACUCAAAUUGCGCUUAUCGGAAAAAAUCCUGCAUGUGGGGAAGAGAGAACCACUGUACUAAGAUGUUCCACCCAGCUGCUCCACGCGGGAAAGCGCGUUAGGAUGAGACCGAGGAUGGGUAUCACUUUCCUCAUCGGGCGUGGUACAGCGUGCGCGCUGCAAAAGAUGCCCUGCCAUCAGCACGCGGCGAGACCCGUGAAGGGUAAGGUCAAGCAAGGCAAGGUAGGGAAAAUGGGGACUACGUACUACGGAGUGGACCGAAAUAAAUAAAGUCUCCGCGCACGCGGACGACACCUCUCUUCCUUCUUCUCGUUUUUUUGUGUUUCUCGGAUUGCUUUUGGGACUGUCGCGUGAGGGCCAAUUCAUUCAACAUUGCCCCCCCUUCUAACGAAGUAGUGAGAGCAGAGUAGCUAUGCAGCAUUCAUCUGCUGAGGUGAUUGAGGGUGUGGACCGGGCGGGGCAUGCGCCGGGGACGACGGCGACGGAGAUGGACACGACGAGGCUGAGGAAUGGAGGUGGGAGUGUGCGCGCGCAUCCGGUUGAUGAUGGGAUGUACCCCACGACGGAUAACAAGGCGUCGACCGACCGUGACAGUCUACGCAAGGUCGAUAUCGAGAGCAAUGAUACGGAUGAGGUUAAGGUGGACAGGGUGGAGGAGGUGAGGAGUGAGGAUGAGGAGCCAGGGGCGAUCAAGAAGUUUAUUGCAAAGUAUCGAAAGCAGAUUCGCAUUGCGAUUCACGUUAUUGUUGGGACUGUGAUGACUGGAUGGUGGAUCGCAGGCCUCGUCCUCCACCGCAACGACUACGGCUGGCUGAUCCCCUUCCUCCUCUGGCUCUUCAUCAUGAUCCGCCUCGUAACCUUCUACGUCCCCUCCCGCUACGCCAUGAUCCCCAUCGCCUUCCUCUGGAGGAACAUCGUCCAGCGCGUCGUCCACAUGAUCCCCUCCCGCUUCCGCCUCCCCCUCGGUGCCCUCGGCACCGUGGCCGUCAUCCUCCUCGGCUCCAUGGUGAGCGAGGAGACCAAGGACAACACGCGCGCCAACCGCGCCAUCUCCUGCUUCGGCCUCGCGGUCUUCAUCUUCCUCUUCUGGGCGACCUCCAAGAACCGCAAAUUGAUCAAAUGGCACACCGUGAUCGUCGGCAUGCUGGCGCAGUUCAUCCUCGCCGUCUUCGUCCUGCGCACCAAAGCCGGAUACGACAUCUUCAACUUCAUCGCAUACCUCGCCAAGUCCCUCCUGGGCUUCGCAAGCAAGGGAACUGAAUUCCUCACCAACGCAGACGCCUUAACGCUGGGCUGGUUCAUCUUGAACGUUAUUCCGCCGAUCGUCUUCUUCAUCGCCCUGGUCCAGCUGCUCUACUACCUCGGUACCCUCCAGUUCUUCAUCACGAAAUUCGCUCACCUCUUCUUCUACACCAUGCACGUCUCCGGCGCUGAGGCCGUCGUCGCUGCCGCCUCCCCGUUCGUCGGGCAGGGCGAGAGUGCCGUGUUGAUCAGGCCGUUCAUCCCGCAUCUCACGGAUGCGGAACUGCACCAGGUCAUGACGAGUGGAUUCGCUACCAUCGCUGGCUCUGUACUGGCUGCGUAUAUCUCGAUGGGGAUUAACCCACAAGCUCUGAUUUCCAGCUGUGUGAUGUCCAUCCCCGCCUCCCUCGCCAUCUCCAAGCUCCGCUACCCCGAGACCGAGGAGCCGCUCACGGCAGGCCGCAUCGUCGUCCCAGCAAUGGAAGAUGAAGAGCGUCCCUCCAACGCCCUGCACGCUUUCGCUAACGGCGGAUGGCUGGGCCUCAAGGUCGCGGGUAUGAUCGUCGCGUCCCUCCUCUGUAUCUUAUCUCUGCUGGAGUUUGUCAAUGCGAUCUUGACAUGGUGGGGACACUACCUGAAUAUCGGAUCCUUCGAUCCUGGGGAGACGAAAAACCUCACCAUCCAGUUCGUGCUGGGCUACCUCUUCUACCCCGUCUCUUUCCUGCUGGGUGUUGACAGGAAUGGCGGUGAUAUCUUGCUGGUGAGCAAGUUGAUCGGGAUGAAGAUCAUCACCAACGAAUUCGUCGCUUUCUCCUUCCUCACCUCCGACAUCGAAUACGCCAACCUCUCCCCCCGCUCCCGCCUCAUCGCCACCUACGCCCUCUGCGGCUUCGGCAACAUCAGCAGCGUCGGAAUCCAAAUCGGUGUCCUCUCCCAGCUCGCCCCCGGCAAAGGUGGACGGGUAGCGAGAGUAGCGUUCAGUGCCCUGCUGAGUGGGAUCGUGAGUACGCUUACCAGUGCCAGUAUUGCGGGGAUGUUGGUUAGUGACCAGGCUACGCUUUUUAAGGUCUCGUCGAGUGCUUGAAGAG
Pseudogymnoascus verrucosus is the source of this 2693-nucleotide messenger RNA. RefSeq lists its product as uncharacterized. NCBI's taxonomy places the organism in Eukaryota, Fungi, Ascomycota, Leotiomycetes, Thelebolales, Thelebolaceae. The transcript has 3 exons. Gene Ontology annotation, molecular function: nucleoside transmembrane transporter activity; symporter activity. Gene Ontology annotation, biological process: nucleoside transmembrane transport. Bases 776 to 2689 code for a protein of 637 amino acids. Gene Ontology annotation, cellular component: membrane. The record is from RefSeq and is a predicted model, not a curated record.